Prosopis cineraria is the source of this 624-nucleotide messenger RNA. RefSeq names its product Bowman-Birk type proteinase inhibitor-like. Lineage: Eukaryota; Viridiplantae; Streptophyta; Magnoliopsida; Fabales; Fabaceae. The transcript has a single exon. Gene Ontology annotation, molecular function: serine-type endopeptidase inhibitor activity. Gene Ontology annotation, cellular component: extracellular region. Bases 68 to 406 code for a protein of 112 amino acids. The record is from RefSeq and is a predicted model, not a curated record.
CCCUAUAAAGAACCCUCUCUUUUUGCUGGGCUUUCCAAACACAGUAGCUGAAGAGAAAAAAGAUAAGAUGUCUCUGAAGAAGAAAGUGAUGCUGAAGGUGGCUCUGGUGCUGUUCCUGAUGGCCCUCGCAGCAACCGGCGGGGAGGCUCGCCGUGAUCCUAACACUUUGUUGGCGGAGGCGAUGAUGAAAGGCGAAGGCAAUUACAUAGUGAAAUCAACAACGAGCGCCUGCUGCAACAAGUGCAUCUGCACAAAAUCAAACCCACCUCAAUGCCAGUGCAAUGAUGUGGGAACCACCUGCCACUCUGCUUGUAAGAGUUGCUUCUGUUUGCUGACAUGGCCUCCUUCAUGCAGUUGCUAUGAUAUCACCACUUUCUGCUAUGAGCCCUGUUCUUCCUCCAAUUAAUGUAUCUAAAUCUCUUCAUGGCAUGCACCCAAUUACGAAUAAGCUGAUUAGGCAGCAUGCAUGUUAUCGUCUAGUCUCGUCCAAUUAAGCAAAGCUGUCUUCCAGCUUUGUUUCUGUAUGCAAGUGAGUCUUAAUGUUGAAUAAAAUAGUGUGCCUUGCAUGCGUGCAGUUUGUUUCUUGCAAACUAGUUGCCUGCAGGUUCAUGAUCUUUGUGUUUC